Molecule: messenger RNA, 3422 nt
Organism: Procambarus clarkii (red swamp crayfish)
Lineage: Eukaryota; Metazoa; Arthropoda; Malacostraca; Decapoda; Cambaridae
Gene: PGAP1
Product: GPI inositol-deacylase
Biological process (GO): GPI anchor metabolic process; endoplasmic reticulum to Golgi vesicle-mediated transport
Cellular component (GO): endoplasmic reticulum
Molecular function (GO): phosphatidylinositol deacylase activity
Source: RefSeq, a predicted model, not a curated record
CUGCAGUCUUUCUGUCCCCGAAAACGUAUUAAAAAGUAAUAAUAAUAAUUAGCAGUAACGCAACACAAACCGAUCGGCUGCUGUGACUGCCUGUGAGUUAAAGGUAAACAAGAGGCUCAGCUGAUCGGCAGGAGGCGGCUGCUGCUAUCUACUGUCACUUCUGCUGUAUUUCUCCUGUUGCUGUUGAUGUAUUCUGUUGUAUCUCAACUACUACCGUCUGUCUGCAGUUACUGUCAAUCCUGUUGCAGUAUCACUUCCGUAGCUGCUGCCGGCGUCGCUGUAGGUGGGGAUGUCGGACCAGGUCAAGCUAGUGAUCGCCGGUUUGCUGAGUGCCCUUCUAGCCUGCGGCCUUUACCAACACCUCUUUGACCACCACCCUAACAAGUGUCAGAUGACCUAUAUGUACCAGCUUCCCCAGUUUAUUCCCAUAAAGCUUCCUUCACAAGUGGUAGAGCGUUUUCCAUACUACGGUGUGUAUGCAUAUGGAGAAGGAAGCUAUUCUGACUCAUUGAAGAAGGGCCUUUACACAGGCAUUCCAGUUCUCUUUAUACCUGGAAAUAGUGGUUCCCAUAAGCAGGUUCGGUCAUUGGCAUCAGUGGCAUACCGCAAGAGUCUUGAUGAUGAAAAAGACUUCCAUUUUAACUUCUUUACUGUGGAUAUCAAUGAAGAACUGGCCGCAUUUUAUGGACCUGUAUUAGAGAAGCAAACGGAAUUCAUUGCCAUUGUUGUGAACCGGAUACUAGAAUUGUACACUGAUGCUCCAGUCAUACCUAAAUCUGUUAUCCUAGUUGGUCACUCAAUGGGAGGUAUGGUGGCCAGAGCGGUAUAUACAAUAAAUACGGUAUCACCAUCCAAAGUGUCCCUCAUCAUUACGCAGGCUACACCACACACCCGUCCAGUAGUUGUCCUGGACCAGUAUCUUGAGCAGUUUUAUGAGAAAGUCAACACGUAUUGGAUUAUGGAACGCUCACUUGAUUUAAAAGACGUUGUUCUGGUGUCUGUUGGAGGUGGUAGAAAUGAUGUGCAAGUGCCAACAUCUCACACCAUUACUCCUCUUGCUGAUGUUGCCACUGUUACCUCUAAUGUGCCCUCUUGUUGGUUGACUACUGACCACCAGGCCAUUGUUUGGUGCAGACAGCUGGUGUUAGCAACAGUUCGAGCUUUGUUCGACUGUAUUGAUCAAAGCACUUUGAGUCUCACGACUGACAGGAAGCACAUUGUUGAUGUUUUUGAGUAUCAUCUCGCAAAGAGAAUCACUGGAAAACGCUACGUAAGUUCCUUUUACCCUACCCCUAUUGAGUUGGACAAGGAGGGAGACUGGAAUGAAAUAGUGAAGCGCCAGCAAACUCACAUAGCCCUGACAACACCACGCAAGACCUAUCUCGUGAUACCACUGAAUCCUGGCCAUCAGUUUUACCAUGAAGCAACCAUAGUUGCUACAAAUUUGGACAAUAAGCACUGGGUUGUAGCUUGUAAUGUUGACCAUGUGCACAAAGGUACACGGAUGUGCUUGACAGGAGAGAAUCUAUCGAGCAAAACAAAGAAGAUGAAGGGCAAAAUGAAGAUGGUGGAGCUAGACUUGGGAAGCCUUAGUGAAGCUGGCCAUACACACAUCAUUGUCAGCAUUCCUCCCACUGAUGAAAGAGUGGAGGUUGCCAUUGAUGUGCACAGUAAAACAGGACGGCAGAGGGCCAUCGAUGUACCAGUCUUUUUCCGCUCUUUUAUGCAAACGUUAAUUGUGGACACAACUCCGCAAAAAGCACUGUCAUAUAACGUAACUCUCAAAGGUCUACAAGACAUGUGGCAAUCCUUUAAGUUAAUUCUGCGACCUCGAUCAUCAUGUGUAACUGAGAAGGUCCCUAUGGCUAAAAUAUAUUUGCCUUGGGCUCAGAAAGAGUUUUACCUGCAUAGUAGUGGUCCAGGUAUAUCUUAUGUUGCUGAGCUCGACAUCCCACGUCUUGAUGAUAAUUCCUCUGCUAGCAUUCAGGUUAUUCUUAAUCCUGAAUGUACCUACUCCAUACUUAUUCAAGGCAGCUUGGUUGGUGUGUUUCGGCGCUUAAUGUGGCUGUACGGUUCCCAGAUUCCAACGUACUGUGCUGUGCAUCUUCUUCUCACCCUGGCUACGCAGCUGCGGACGAUUGGGAAUGAUGGUUACUGUCCAUCCUUCUUUUCAUCCAUGCUUACCCUCUCACCAUUGGCCAUUGUUCCUUUUAUUAAGAUCAGCAGCAUUGUAUUGAAUAAACUUGACAUGUCUGAUGAUUUUAUCAUUAUGAAUAAUAAUGGAGAAGAACUCACAGCCCUUCCGAUAUUAUUCUUCCUGGGAACAUUGCCUUUGUCGCUAGCCAUGGGUGCUGCUGCCUGGGGCCUAGUCCUGCUUUGUGGCAAUGCAGCACACGCCUUUGUUAUUAGAAUUCUGGGACACAGACUGGGUGGAACAGAUGUGAUUGCUGAUCUUGCAGUGUCAGGACUGUCUCGUGUGCCAGUAGUGGUGUGUGUAGCACUGACCUCUCUGGCUUAUUCUUCAUGUGGCACUCUGGCACUGAGCAUGGCUGGCAUGUUUUACUUCAUAAAGGUUUUCAAGCUAUAUGAAGACUACAUAGAGAGAAUUGUGUUGGGACUAAUACCAGGUACAUCAGGCAGUGGAAAGUCAACAGAUCGGGCUCUGUCGAGAGUCCACUUCCACCUGACUCUCAUGAUGUUGGUGUUCCUUGUUGUCAUCCUCAACACACCAACUCUUGUUAUUUGGAGUAGAUUAGUAAGUAAUAAUCUACAGCUUACGGAAGACCCGACACUUGCAGUAACAAUCGUUGUUCUAGUCACACUCUGUUUCCUAUGGCAGAAGAAACUCCCAAAUAUGGACAGAAAAUUCUACAAGCAGGCAUCUUGGAUGGUGCACUUCAUGUCGUGCAUCACACUGAUGUUCGGCAGUGUGCACGUAUACCGUGUGUCGUACUUCAUAAUGGGAGCUCUAAUAAUGGUUGCCUUACAUCAGACUUUGGCUCCCCAUGCAUCUGAUGAUGAUGAAAAUGAAGAUGAUGAUCCACCUAGCAGAAGCAACCAGCCUUUCAUGGCUCAAGUAAUGACAGAAGAUACCACCGCCACAGAGGGUACUCACUCGGCAGCGACCACACCCGGCUCGGAUGGUUCUCAGAACACUGGAGAGUCGGCCAGUGAGUAAAGCACUAUUGUGAGGCAUUUGCAGUGCUUCAAGAUGUCUUUGGGUGUGAGAUUCAAUAUAUAAUAUAAUGUUCUGUUUUGUUUGAUUGUUGCAAGAAGUUUAUUAAAACUGAGCACUAAUCAUAAGUACAGUACUGUAUUAGAUGAUUUAUUUCAGCAGCUGACAAUUGUGUGUUUCACAUAUUUGGUUCGUACACAUGCAAGAAUGUGAAUGAAUGAAUGAAUAAACAAACAAUUGAUUGUUA